This is a messenger RNA of Suricata suricatta (meerkat), 2404 nucleotides long. RefSeq names its product NADH-cytochrome b5 reductase 1. Bases 105 to 1022 code for a protein of 305 amino acids. Gene Ontology annotation, molecular function: oxidoreductase activity; FAD binding. Gene Ontology annotation, cellular component: mitochondrion. Lineage: Eukaryota; Metazoa; Chordata; Mammalia; Carnivora; Herpestidae. The record is from RefSeq and is a predicted model, not a curated record. The transcript is spliced from 9 exons.
CCUCUCCAGGCCCCGCCUCCUGUCCGCCCCGCCUCCUGCCCGCUCCGCGGCGCAUUGUGGGAUCCGUCCGCGGGCCUGGCGGUGGAGGACGGAGGUGCUCGAUCAUGGGCUUCCAACCGAGCCCAGUCCUGCUGGCCUCCCUGGGGGUGGGGCUGCUGACUCUGCUCGGCCUGGCUCUGGGCUCCUACCUGGUUCGAAAGUCCCGCCGGCCAAAGGUCACUCUCCUGGACCCCAAUGAGAAGUACCUGCUGCGACUGCUAGACAAGACGACUGUGAGCCACAACACCAAGAGGUUCCGCUUUGCUCUGCCCACCGCCCACCACGUUCUGGGGCUGCCUGUGGGCAAACAUGUCUACCUCUCUGCCCGGAUCGAUGGCAGCCUGGUCAUCAGGCCAUACACUCCUGUCACCAGUGACGAGGACCAAGGCUACGUGGAUCUUGUCAUCAAGGUGUACCUGAAGGGUGUGCACCCCAAAUUUCCCGAGGGAGGGAAGAUGUCUCAGUACCUAAACAGUCUGAAGAUUGGGGAUGUGGUGGAGUUUCGAGGGCCGAGUGGCUUGCUCACUUACACUGGGAAAGGGAAUUUUAGCAUUCAGCCCAACAAAAAAUCUCCACCAGAACCCCAAGUGGCGAAGAAGCUGGGAAUGAUUGCCGGCGGAACAGGAAUCACCCCAAUGCUACAGCUGAUUCGGGCCAUCCUGAAAGACCCUGAAGAUCCAACCCAGUGCUCUCUGCUUUUUGCCAACCAGACUGAAAAGGACAUAAUCUUGCGGGAGGACCUGGAGGAGCUGCAGGCCCGCCACCCCAGUCGCUUUAAGCUCUGGUUCACUCUGGAUCACCCCCCAGAAGAUUGGGCCUACAGCAAGGGGUUUGUGACUGCCGACAUGAUCCGGGAGCACCUGCCCGCCCCAGGGGAUGACGUGCUGCUUCUGCUCUGUGGGCCACCCCCGAUGGUGCAGCUGGCCUGCCAUCCCAACUUGGACAAGCUGGGCUACUCACAAAAGAUGCGAUUCACCUACUGAGCUUUGUCCUCUGUGGGCCUGUCUCCCUAGUCCCGUUCCCUGCAAUUGUCAGUACUCACGUGCUAUAAGCCCUAGUUCCCUUCCUGGCAGUGUCGACCUUUUUGUCUUACUCUGAAGCUGAAAUCUGGAUGAUACCUGCAGGAACCUUGUGGCCAUGGAAGAGGGUCAAAGCUGAGUUGUUCCCUGAAAGGUGCCCCCGCCCCCCAAAUCUCCCUGCGAUAGAAGGUCUAGGUCAGGCCCAUGGAGCCAUCUCUUCCAUGGGUCAGAAAGAAGGAAGCAUGUGCCUUUGGUCCUUGUAUGGACUAGUUCCUCUAUAGCAUCACACUCUGUGUGGUGAAAGGAACAAUCUGUGUAAUGGGUUUUAUUUAAUAUUUGGUGCUUAACCCAUAGCAGAUUCUGUAUGUGUGAGUGAGUGCAAGUUGAGCAGCCUUAUAGAGGUGGUCUCAUCGAGAUGGCAGGAAAGGAGAAAAUGAUUUCUUCAGACCUCAGAGAAAGGGAUCUGAAAUGUGUAUUUGUGUGUCAGUCUUUCCUAGCACCUGGAAGGAAAUGGCUGCCCACAGUCUAAGACUGCUGCUUAUGGCAGAAACUUCUGGCUGUGCAAAUAAGUGGGGCCAAGGCCCCUGUGUUAUACCUACAGGGUUGUUGUGUCUGGGGUCCUUAUUUCUAAGGCGUUUCAUGUCUGAGAAUCUUGUGAGGAAGGAUUUCCCAGCACUGAAUUUCUCCCAGGUCUCUCAGAGAACCUUUGAGCCGUGGUACCCUGUGCUGAAAUAUGACCUGCCACCAAACUUGGUGAUCGCUUAACAGCUGUCUCAGCAGAGCCAGAAGCUCAACUUCUCCCUGGAGGCUUCUAAGGGUGGGGGGGAGAACCGAAGUUAGAGGGGAUGCUUUUGGAACCCAGGUUCGAUCACACUGGGUCGCUUGGUUUGGCCACUCUUUUGCUUCCUUCUCUUGAACCUCCCUUCAUCAAAGGUAUCCUUCAGGGUACCUGGCAAACAAAUGAAAGUAUUGUCUUUCUGUUUGGAUGGGAAGCUUUCUCCUUUAAAAAGUAACCUGAUAUCACCAGCCCCAGCCAGACUUAUUGGUGCCUGGAUAGGCUUGGCUGCCCCCAGGCCCAUCUGUCCUGACCGCCCUUCUCCUCUGCUCUGACAGUCCACACACUUCUCCCAGGGUUGGACUAGGGCAGCUUCCUCAGAUAUUCUCUGUAAGUCCCAUUGGGAUAGAACAGUGAAUCAGCCUCAAGAGGAAGGUCGACACUUCUUCUCUGCACGGGACUAUGUAUGGCUUUCCCUGGGACCCCCAAAGAAAGGCUUGUGGGACCCCCAGAAUUCACCCCUCCAUAUAGCAGAGUUGUGAAUAAAUUGUUACGAAUAUUCCAUCAAACA